AGCUAUACAUUCCCAUUCCUUCUCACUGUCUGAGACCUCGUACUUGGACUCCAAAGUGGUGUGUGGCUGUGUAUAUCCAUAUCUCGUUAGACAAGUCUCAUCAUCCAGGGCCAGAUCCUCUCAUAUAGAAUGCUCUUCCUCGACCAUUCAUCACCACGUCCUGAUAUGGUGUCACAGGACGCGUGGUUCAUGGAGAACACGCAGCUGUUCUCACCGACGGUGUCGCACUACUCACCGUCUCCACAGUCACAGUCGUACCAACACCAGUACCCACAUUCACUGCCACAGUCACCUCUCAGCACAAGCCAUCAGCACCAUCAGCUUCACCACGGCACAGUCACCAGCUCGUACCACCAGAGCCCGACUGCCCAUAGACAGAGCAAGCGAGUACAGAAACGGAAGCGUGAUGAUGAUGGUGGUGUGACGAAGAAGCUGAGACACGCGGUUACUGCUGAGGAUGAGCCAGGAUCUCAAGAGCCAGUGCGCUGUGAUUGGCCAAUCUUCCAGCUACCACAAGGCGGCGUGGUUCAACAGAGUCCCUUCGGCAUGAUUAAGGUGAUUAAGGAGGGAAAGAGUGAAAAGGCAACGCUGGACAACGAUAUAAACUUGAGCACCUUUGCGCCUGCGCCCGAGGAGAAGCAGGUAAGGGAAAGCGUGCCGAUGAUUCCUUCACCUUCUCCAUCAGUAGAGGUUGAAUCCUACAUGAUAGAAGGGUACAGAGAGAUCAACAGGAGCUAUCACUUACACGAGGAGAAUAUAGUGAAUGUGAACUAUUCCCUGUAUGAUCAUUCUCACGAGGAUGCUGACAUCGAUUGCGACUGGGAAAUGUAAAACUGUUACUAUAAAACUGGAAGGGAAGG
Messenger RNA from Williopsis jadinii, 860 nucleotides. RefSeq lists its product as uncharacterized. Bases 130 to 831 code for a protein of 233 amino acids. The record is from RefSeq and is a predicted model, not a curated record. Lineage: Eukaryota; Fungi; Ascomycota; Saccharomycetes; Phaffomycetales; Wickerhamomycetaceae. The transcript has a single exon.